AUGACGCGAUCGUUCGGCCCAUCCAAGCGCGCCUUAAAAUACAGUGGCUAUAGCGCCUUAACAGAAGUGAACGACAUUGUAGAUGAUGACAUCUAUGACUCUGAGACCAAUCCAAAUGGCAUUGUCAACCUCGGAACGACCAUGAACCCCCUCAUGUUGGACAUGCUUACGGAGUUCACCGAGAGUUAUAGAGUUGACCCCAAACUAGCAAACCAUUACAAUUUCUCUACCGGAUCGCCCGAGCUACGAACGACGGUCGCAGAUCUCAUAAAUAGACACUUUUCGCCCUCGAAACUGGUCGACCAACGGAAUGUGAUUUGCUCAAAUGGCCUCAAUGGCCUGAUCAACUCCCUGAUUUACACUCUUCUCGAUGAAAAUGAGACCGUACUCAUGCCAACUCCAGCAUAUGGUAUGUUAGCAGAUGUUUCACAGAAACGAAAUGAAGUGAAAUGUGUCUUCGCCGAUGUUGAGGAUAUCGAUCAAUUCAGCGCUUCUGCCAUCGAUGAUCUAUUGGCUACAUUUUCAUCCUCUAUCGAUGAAGCGCAGGCGCAGGGGAAUCCGGUCAGAGUGAUUAUGAUGUGCAAUCCACAUAACCCAGUCGGAAGAUGCUACGAUACGGAUGUCAUGAGAGCGAUACUGCGAUUUUGUCAUCAGCGUGGAUUGCAUUUGGUCGUGGAUGAGAUCUAUGCGCUAUCGGCGUUCGGGGAAUCAUUCAAAAGCGCAUUGAGCUUGGAUGAGAUGCCAACAGACAACGUGCAUGUCUUGUACGGGAUAAGCAAGGACUUUGGUUUCAACGGACUUCGAAUGGGCUUCAUGAUUUCAUACAACGAGCAUGUUCUAACCACACUCAAGCGAGCCGUUGGUCGCCUUACUCGCUUCUCCUAUUUGUCUGAAAAUUUCUUUAUUUCAUUCCUGUCGGACCAUGCCUUCAUUGACGACGUAUACAUCCCCACACUUCGUCAACGCUUGAUCGCCACACGGACAAAGGCCAUCAAAUUUCUCACAGAGUACAAAAUUCCGUAUGUUCCAUCAACUGCUGGUUUCUACUUAUGGAUUGAUCUGAGUCGCUGGACGAACAUGUUCAGCGAACGCGAUUCAGAGUCGCCAGAUAUUCAAUUGGCGCGGCAUAUGAUUAAAUAUGGAGUGUUCAUGCAGCCAAAUAAAGCAUUCAUAUCAAAGGAGAAAAGUCGGUUUCGCAUUGGAUUUAGUCGUGAUGAAGUGACUUUGAGGGAGGGUAUAGAGCGGUUGCAGAGGGCACUGGGAGAGGUGGAAAGAAAGCAAUUCAAGAUGUGA
Molecule: messenger RNA, 1293 nt
Organism: Aspergillus affinis
Lineage: Eukaryota; Fungi; Ascomycota; Eurotiomycetes; Eurotiales; Aspergillaceae
Product: pyridoxal phosphate-dependent aminotransferase
Exons: 5
Coding region: 1-1293 (430 amino acids)
Biological process (GO): amino acid metabolic process; biosynthetic process
Molecular function (GO): transaminase activity; pyridoxal phosphate binding
Source: RefSeq, a predicted model, not a curated record